This is a messenger RNA of Symbiodinium sp. CCMP2592, 1113 nucleotides long. NCBI's taxonomy places the organism in Eukaryota, Dinophyceae, Suessiales, Symbiodiniaceae. The record is from the annotation of a GenBank genome assembly.
AUGGGGCUCCUCCGCAGUCGCAGAGCUGUCGCUCAGGCCGUCGCCAAGAACAAGGCGAAGACCACCGCCAAGGCCAAGACCCAACCGAAGGCCACGGCAAAGGCCAAGGCCGCAGCAGCCUCGCCGAGCAACCACGAGACCACCUCCCCCCGCAGAAGGCGAACCAAGUCGGCCGCAGGGGAACCUGUCAAGACGGAGCCCUUGUCGCCCCAGAAGCCGAAGGAAACUUUGGGGAUGGCCAAGGCAGAGGUGGCAGGCUUGCUCACAAGCCUCAAGUACCAAAUCAAGGCUAAGAAAAUGACGGAGAAGCAUCGCGAACAAGCGAACGAUAUCUUGCUGAAGUACCAACAGUCUGGCGUCCAUGGAAAAAAAGAAAUAUUGCAGAAAUUGCAAACGAGCGGGCUUCGUGACCUCAGCUGGUUCGCCGAGAUGCAAAGCGAAUACCAAACGCAAAGCGUGGACAAGGAGAGCACCACGAAGGGCUACUUCAACAGGAGCCAGAUCCUCAAGAUGAACGGCCUGGACCCGAGCAACAUGGACGAGGCUGUGGCUGCUGACACGCUCAAGGACUUGAUCGCCGACUGUGAGGCAGAGUUUGGUUUCAAGUCCGACUGCAAGCCUCACAAGAACCCCUUGCUGGCCAAGUACUACUACAAGCAGAAGGUCGAAACGGAGGACACAGCUGCCACGAACUCGCUGGGCUGGAGCAGUUGCGCCAACGUGGAAGGAAGCGACCUCGGCAGGCUCGUCGAGAAGUUCGACAACCCGGACCUGGAGGUGCCCGCCAACGAAGAGGCUUGGAACAAGGCCUACAGUGCUUGCAAGGCCGCCAAGAGCAAGCUGGGGAAGGUGGCGGACGAGCUCGAGGAGCAGCACGCCAAGCUGGUUGCUCACGGUCCCCAAGCGGAGGCGGACGAAGUUGGGCCCAAGAUCGAGACCCUCCGAGGCUUCUUGAAGACUUUGCGCUUCAAGAUCAGCGAGUGGAUGAACAUGAGCGAGGGAUGCAUGGAAGCGAAGUUGCCGGAGCUCACCCAGCUGAGUGAGGAAGCCACCAGCCACCUGGCUGCAGCCACGGCCUACAACAAGAAGUUGAAGAGCCGCUUCGGUGUCUAA